AUGUUCCACUCAACGAAACCAUAUUCGGCCGUUACGGUACAAAUAGAGGUUCUUACCAGCGAGCAAUAUGAGGUAGAAGACUCGAGUGGUAUUGUCGAUCUUAUUGAGGCCAUCCGUAUACAAGCCAGCGGUCCUACAGAGGCCUCCCGCGCCCUCCGCAAGAAGCUGAAAUACGGCAACAUUCACCGUCAAUUACGAGCCCUUACGAUCCUUGACUUCUUAAUCCAAAAUGCCGGUGAUCGCUUCCACCGGGAAUUCGCGGACGAGCCAUUGCUGGAACGAUUGCGAAUCGCAGCCACGGAUUCAAUUUCCGACCCAUUGGUUAAAGAGAAAUGCAAGCAGCUGUUUGGACAAUGGGCAGUCUCAUAUAAGGGUACUCCCGGAAUGGAACGGAUUGCUGGAUUAUACAGGCAGCUCCCGAAACGAAAGCAACCAGCGAACCAAGCGAAGGCCAAGGUUCUGCGCGAUUUGGACAAGUCCUCUGAGCCUCAAAUAGGACACUCGGUGUCAGUUUCUUCCGGCAACGGACCUGCAACCGUACUCAGCAGCCCAAAACACAAGCAUUCAGCCAGCAAAGCACUGAAGAAAGAGAAAAAGGAAAAGAAGCUACACAGCCGUUCGUUCAACUUCGAAAAAGAGAAGCCGGAAAUGCUUCAAACUUUAGCUUCCUCCUCAGUUGCUAGUACAAAUCUUCUUAACGCUCUCAAACGCGUGAAUCGAGAAACGCACAGGGUAAGCGAGGAUGCAGAGGUACUGAACAGAUUCGAGACUUGCAAGCAAUUGCGGCGCCAAAUUCUGCGAUACAUUCAACAUGUUGAGAGUGAGGAAUACCUGGGCAGUCUGAUUCAUUCGAACGAGGAGUUGGUUUCAGCCUUGAUGGCCUUCGAGGUUCUGGACAAGAGCUUGGACUACGACAGUGAUAGCGACCAAGAUGUUCUCGAGAGCGGCUGGACUCCUGAUCACGAAGUCAAUGAGUCCUUUGCUGGGCUGGCUAUCAACCCUCCCAAGCCGCCUCGCCCUAAUCGACCAUUGAGCGUCGCGGUGCCUUCACCAUCGACACACGGACCAAGAUAUUCCAGCGAGAGUGAAUCAGACUUUGAGCCUGAUGACGACGACGAGGACAAUCCGUUUGGGGAUAGGAAUGCAAUUUUGACGCCUGCGGUGGACACCUUUGGUCGAACUGUGAAGGAAGUCUAG
Molecule: messenger RNA, 1197 nt
Organism: Aspergillus puulaauensis
Lineage: Eukaryota; Fungi; Ascomycota; Eurotiomycetes; Eurotiales; Aspergillaceae
Product: LSB5 family protein
Exons: 4
Coding region: 1-1197 (398 amino acids)
Biological process (GO): actin filament organization; actin cortical patch localization; endocytosis
Cellular component (GO): actin cortical patch
Molecular function (GO): phosphatidylinositol binding; ubiquitin binding
Source: RefSeq, a predicted model, not a curated record